CGCCGCCGCCGAGCUGCUGCUGCCUCGAGACCGAGGCAGUGUUUCGCAGCCUAGUGUGUGCUUGUAAUAGCAUCAUAUUCGCACCCAUGCAGAAAAGCGGGCGCCGCUGCAACUGGUCAGUUGCGGACUCGCUGCAGCAACAGCAGAAGCUGCGUUGAAAAAAAAAUAGAAAAGGUGUUUAACAGUCGAACUCGAGCGCUCGAAUUGUCAAGACUGUGAUCGGUUUUCAUACAUUAUAAGCGUGAAACAAUUGCCACUGUGCUGCUGUGUUGCUGCUGCUGUUUCAUGCUGCAGCUGAGUGUCUAAAUAGCUCCAAACGCUAUUCAAACGCGCAUCAAUUUUCUCAGCUGCUGCUUGAUCCUCGCCUGAUCUGCUGCUAGCAUACAGUGCGUUCUCCUCCCUCUACCGUUAUCUGCCAGCUGCUCUCUCGUGUUCAGUGUUGCUGCUGCCUGCCUGCCCUCUUCUGACAAACGCCCCUGCUGUGGUCGUCUGGUAUUGUAUACGCAGGAUGCAGCAGCAGUGAGCCUCGUCGUAAGACCGAAACAGUCUGCGAUCGGUGCCCCGAGACAGCUAGCCUAUCUCCAUAUAUCCGCGCACGGAGCAGGCAUCAUGACAAGACCGACGUUUACGACCACAAAGCAUCAUCGUCGUCGUUGUACUACUACUACGUGCGUAGUCGAGCGUCGUGAUUCUCUCAUCGAUCAGCGCCCGUUAUAGCGCCGAUAUAUAUUUCGCAUACAUGCGCCUUGUUACUAACUUAUAAGUGUUUGUUGAGAAAAAAAUCUCCGUUUUAUACGUUCAGUGCCGUGCGUUUUGUAUAUCUUCAUGUUUUUUUGUGCAACGAAUGCAAGUAGUGCUCGCAGUAGAAGAAGGGAGAAGAUGAACUGAAGAGGAAGAGGCGAGGAAAAAAAGAAGAAGCAACGAGUCGAGAAAUCGACUGCAUUCAUCGUCAGCGUCGGCAUCGGCAUCGUUCUUCAAAGCGACACAAUGGCCGAGGACGACAGCACCGAGUGGCUCCAAGAUCUGCUGAGCGACGUCCAGCUGUCGCAGUUCUUCACCCGUAUCAGGGACGAUCUGCAGGUGACCCGGAUCCAGCACUUCGACUACGUGCAGCCCGAGGAUCUGGAGAAGAUCGGCAUGGGCAAGCCCGGCGUGCGCCGACUGCUCGAGGCCGUGAAGAAGAAGCGCGCCGGCCAGUGGAAGAAGAACAUCAUCGAGCGCAUCAGGCCCGACAAGAGUAAGACCAACAAGCGCGACUCGAAGAAUUCCUCCACGAGCGGUAGCAGCAGCAACGGCGCUAAAAACCCCAUGGCCCUGACGUGCCUCAUCGCCGAGAAGGACGUGACGCUGUCGGUGAAGCUGGGCGACGGCAGCUUCGGUGUGGUGCGGCGCGGCGAGUGGAACUCGCCCAUAACCGGCCGAACCCUGCCCGUGGCCGUCAAGGUGCUCAAGGCCGACGCUCUCAUGCAGCCCAGCGUCAUCGAGGAUUUCGUCUCGGAGGUCCAGAGCAUGCACAGCCUCGAUCAUCACAAUCUCAUCAGAUUAUACGGAGUCGUGUUGUCGGCGCCUAUGAUGAUGGUGACCGAGCUGGCACCUCUGGGCUCGCUCAUCGAUUACCUGCGCAAGCAGUGCGGCAACAUGUCCGUCCUCAAGCUCAGCGAUUACGCGCUCCAAGUGGCCACCGGCAUGGCCUACCUCGAGGACAAGCACAUCCUGCAUCGCGACCUGGCCUGCCGCAACAUACUCCUCAGCAGCCUCGACAAGAUCAAGAUCUGCGACUUCGGCCUCAUGCGCGCCCUCUCCAAGGAGGAGGACUGCUACGUCAUGACGGAGCACAAGAAGGUGCCGUUCCCCUGGUGCGCCCCGGAGUCCCUGAAAUCCCGACAGUUCAGUCACGCCUCGGACGUCUGGAUGUUCGGCGUGUCCAUCUGGGAGAUGUUCACCUUCGGCGAGGAGCCCUGGCUGGGCCUCAACGGCUCGGAGAUACUCAAGAAGAUCGACCGCGAGGGCGAGCGGCUGCACGAGCCCGAGGCCAGCACGCCGGCCAUGUUCCAGCUGAUGAUGCGCUGCUGGGCUCGCGAGCCCUGCGAGAGGCCGAGCUUCGCCGAGCUCAAGGAGGCCCUCACCAGCAUGGUGCCGCCCGUCAUGAAGGCCCUGAGCCGCUUCGAGGAGCCGGAGAGGCUGCAAAUCGACCAAGGCGACCAGAUCGCCAUAAUCGACGGUCGGCCCGAGCACUACUGGUGGAAGGGCCAGAAUCAGCGCACCUAUCACGUGGGCGUGUUCCCGCGCUGCCUCGUCGAUCCCAUGCGCAGGAAGCAGGCCGAGGACAUCAGCCGACCGCUGGAGAACUCGUUCAUUCACACGGGACACGGCGCCCCCUUCGGCAAGAGCUGGGGCAGUCCCAUCUACAUCGACGACGUGUACCUGAGAAAUCCCAUGGAUCCGCCGGACGUGGUGGGAUGCGUCGCCGACAGCGCACUGAAAAUGGUGCCCGGGGUUCAGUCGCAGAGGCAGCGAAAACAGUACAACUAUACGAAAUUGCAGAAUGACUUGCGCGGAAGCCCCGUCAAGGUGCCCAAUGCGCCCGUGCAACAACCAUCUUUUGUGUCCCAAAAGAACGCAAACAAUACUUAUAAGAACAUAAUGAUGACAAUUGCAAUCAAUAAAUUUCGGCAAGAUAGAGUGCAAGUUCCAAGUAAUCAAGAGGGCACGCUCAUCGAUCUAUCUCCCGAAGAAAUUGAAUCGAGAAACAACGCGGCCUCUUCGAACAAUCGUGAAUUAGCCGCAGCCUACUGGUCGCAACAACCGCUCGAUCCGCGAAGUUACGCCAACUGCCCAAACGACGCGUCGAACGAUGCACCCGAUCCAUUCGAUACCUCUCGCGUGUUUUCUAAUAUUCCACAGUCGAGGUACUACAGUCCCGUUUCGAUGGAUUUGCCGUCGAAUACUGGCGCAUACUACCAAGUUACACCCGAUAUGCCUGGGUCUCAGCUCACAGUACUGCCGCUUCCGCAGCCAGUUGCACAACAAUACGAUAAUCUACAAAUGUCCCUACCGCCAGCUGUCAAUAUUCCAUCGGAAAUUCAAAAAGUUUUGAAUCUCAACAAGGAAUUGCGCAGUGAAAACACAAAUCUGAACGUAAAUCUGCCUGAAAGUAAUGGAUAUGGGCAUUAUAACGACGUAGAAAAAAAUAAUACAUUGCACGCGAAUUCGCCGGUAAUACACGAUCAAGAGUGGCCCGACGAUUUAACUCGGAACGAUUUGGGAGCAGUGGCGCCGGUAGCGCCUGCAGCAGCAACGUAUGCCAACGUUGUCAGUCGUAAUUUGCACAUGCAAGAAAUGUCGACUCCACCACCUCCACCUACUCCACCUUCAAUAACCCCAGAAGAGAGUCCGAAAAAAUUACCUCUGAUGAAGAAUAACGUUGACGUAGUCCAAAGUAUGAACGAUCUGACGAUUGCUACACCGCAGGAAAAUUCGACGAAAAAACUAGACCCGGCGUUCCUCGCAGAACUAGAAAAACAUUUGGGUGAAAAAGAAGCAAAUAAAAAUAGUAAUGUUAAUCACCGGACACCGCAACAUGUCGCGACAGUUGCUAUGGCUGCUGACAAUACUGUAAUACCGAUGUUGAAACCACCUCCACCGUCAAUUAAGCCCAAAUCACCCAAUACGGAUUUGCAACAACAGCAACCGCAGCAGCAGCAAAAUUUCAACUUUCCUCCUACUAAAGUGCAAAACACUUGGCAGCCACUUCAACCUUCGAUAGUACAGCCUAAAAACAGCAAUGUGCAAUUAAGACCAAGAAGUCAAGGGAGUGACGAGCGGCACUCAGAGCCUAACAGCCUCGAUACAGUUUCCCUGCAGCAAUUUCCAAGUUUGCCAACUGCCACCACUAUGAGAAGUACUACACCAAGCAAUUCAUCCGUUGUACCUAGACCAGCAUCUAUAGCCGGUUCAGUACUGAACGAGCAAGUUUACGCUGAGCUUAGACGUACGGUGCCUAAUUUAGAACAGUUAUCGCAAAACGAGUUCAACACAUUGUACAAUAAGGCAAUCCGGGAAAACAUUCUCAGUACUUAUAGAGCCAACAGUACUGCCUUAGCUAGUGCAGCUUGUAACAGUAUGCAUAUGAAAUCGAGCAGUACCAUGAAUCCAUCUCAGUCGACUAUGAAUGCUGCCGCUGCAGCUUCGAUCUUGCAACAGCAACAACGUCAAACUCUUCCUCGUGAAUUUAGUCCUAGUCGUAAACAACCGCCGUCAUAUAACCCACCACCUCCUUUCUCACCGAUGAAACCCAUUCAAAAUGGAACAGCUCAUCAAAAAAUUAAUGUCGAUCAAAAUACAAAUACUGGGAGUCUCAUGAAUUUCACCCCGACGAGGCCAGUUAAUCAGUCGUCUCCGGUAACUAAUUCGAAUUUAGCUCGAAAUCUAUUGCCGCAGAUGAACGAUUCGAAACUCCAGCAGCAUCAGCUGGUCCCAGCGCCUUCUACUUAUCCAGGAGGAGCUAGUCCACCGCUUACCGGUGCUUCGCAGCAACUGGUGAUGUCGCUUAAUGACGAAUUCCGAGCCAGCAAAGUAAUGAAAGUACAACAAGAGGCACAGGAUGCCUCGCAACAAGAAGCUUUGGCUGCUCUGCAAGCUACCGGAUGGGAUACUGCGGAAGCAGCUAGACAAAUCGGCCGUGAUAGAUUGGCCAAAAUUGAAACUCUUGUUAGGCUUGGACUUGCCACCAAACAGCAAUGUGAAUUAGCUUUAAAAAGAGCUAAAUUUGACGUGGAUCAAGCUGCAUCUUUACUACUAGAUCACGUCAGAUAAAUUGGCAUGUUGUCAAUAUAAGUAACAUUUAUUUAAGAUUAGAUACAAAGACUUUGAAGUAUAAAUUAGGUAGUACAAUUAUAUAUGAGCGUGAUAUGCGCUAUAAAAACGAAAAAAUCACCAAAUAUAUAGAUGUAAUGUCAAGCUCGAAUCAAGCUCGAAUAUAAUGAUUGAACAUAUUAAUGUUUAAAAUAACUAAGAAAGCAUAGGACUGGUCAAAUGCUUGAUUAUAGACUUACUUUACUGCCUUAGUUUGCAAAAAUUGUGUAAAUAAAAAAUUUCAAAAUGUGAAUUCGGAAUCAAAGUUAUUACUAGAAGAAUAUAACUUGAUGAAAGUCGAAUUCAAGA
This is a messenger RNA of Trichogramma pretiosum, 5163 nucleotides long. It is a transcript of the gene Ack, whose product is annotated as activated CDC42 kinase 1. The record is from RefSeq and is a predicted model, not a curated record. Gene Ontology annotation, biological process: protein phosphorylation. Lineage: Eukaryota; Metazoa; Arthropoda; Insecta; Hymenoptera; Trichogrammatidae. Gene Ontology annotation, molecular function: ATP binding; protein binding; protein tyrosine kinase activity. Bases 988 to 4815 code for a protein of 1275 amino acids. The transcript is spliced from 8 exons.